AUGUUGGACUAUGCGCUGGACCAUUGUGAAGCCGUGAAUGCCGUUACACAAUGGUGGGACUUAGGUUUAUGGAAGUAUGAGUUGGAGGAUGAUGAGUGGGUGAUACUAGGACAAUUGAGGGAUAUACUUAAGAUUCUAAAGGACGCCACACUUUACUUCUCGCGCGCAACACCUAACCUUGCAACAGUGAUCCCAGCAAUGGAUCACGUCGACAAGAUGCUCACCUCCUAUUCACGCAACAAGAAAUAUCUGCCCUCAAUUCGUUCGGCAGUUCAGCUCGCAAAAAAGACACUCAACUGGUACUAUCAGCUCACAGACAGGUCUCACACAUAUCGAAUCGCAAUGGUGUUACAUCCCAAACAUAAACUAUCAUACUUCAAGGCAGCACACUGG
This is a messenger RNA of Suillus paluster, 393 nucleotides long. RefSeq lists its product as uncharacterized. The annotation marks the transcript as partial. The record is from RefSeq and is a predicted model, not a curated record. The transcript is spliced from 3 exons. Lineage: Eukaryota; Fungi; Basidiomycota; Agaricomycetes; Boletales; Suillaceae.